Messenger RNA from Cornus florida, 996 nucleotides. Its product is annotated as nodulin-26-like. Gene Ontology annotation, biological process: transmembrane transport. The record is from RefSeq and is a predicted model, not a curated record. Bases 1 to 996 code for a protein of 331 amino acids. Gene Ontology annotation, molecular function: channel activity. The transcript is spliced from 5 exons. Lineage: Eukaryota; Viridiplantae; Streptophyta; Magnoliopsida; Cornales; Cornaceae. Gene Ontology annotation, cellular component: membrane.
AUGGAGGAAGUGUUCUCAACACCUCCUGCUACCCCUGAACAUUUCUCAUCACCUCCUGCUUGUUCCCCAAAACCUCCAUUAGCUAAUGAUAUGUCAAUAGUGGAAGAAGGAAGAGUUUGUCAUUCUUUGAGAACAUGUUCAACUCUUGAUUGUUCUCCUAAAGUACCAUUCCCGUCACCUCUUAGAUGUUCCCUUAAAGCAGCUUCAAUAGCUACUGAUCUAUCAUCAAUCAUGGAAGAAGGAAGAGCUACUCAUUCUCGAGUGUCGACUGAAAACAUAGUUCCUUCUCCAACAAAUGCCCACAAGAUUAUUGCUGAACUCCUAGGAACCUAUGUAAUUAUAUUCAUGGGUUGCGCAAGCAUGGUUAUAGACGGUAGAAACAUGCUUACCACCAUAGGUAUAGCGGUGACAUGGGGCCUAUCGGUGAUGGUUAUGAUAUAUACGCUUGGGCAUGUUUCCGGCGGCCAUUUCAAUCCUGCUGUAACCAUUGCUUUGGCUGCAUCAGGCAAGUUUCCAUGGAGAGAGGUACUAGGAUAUGUUGCGUCUCAGAUAGCAGCCUCAAUACUGGCAAUCGGCACUCUGAUUCUGUUAUUUCAUGGACCUGAAAAAAAAAACAUCAGUUAUUACACGACCACUCAGUAUAAUACGCGCACAACAACCGCUCCAAGAGCUUUUGCAUGGGAAUUCAUCAUCUCAUUCAAUCUGAUGCUCACCAUUUGUGGAGUUGCCACCGACAACAGAGCGAUCAAUGAGCUCUCUGGAGUCGCUGUAGGAGCCGUGGUGCUGAUCAACUAUAUCAUGGCUGGGAAUAUAACAGUGGCUUCCAUGAACCCUGCAAGGAGCAUAGGACCUGCACUUCUUUUCAGGGAGUUCCAGUCCCUUUGGCUCUACAUUGUGGCACCCAUUCUUGGAACCUUGACUGCAUGUACCAUUUACAGUUUCCUCCGACCUCCCAUGCACGAAAGAUGCGAUAAAGAGAGUCCUAAGAGUGUGUGA